Messenger RNA from Adineta steineri, 549 nucleotides. The record is from the annotation of a GenBank genome assembly. NCBI's taxonomy places the organism in Eukaryota, Metazoa, Rotifera, Eurotatoria, Adinetida, Adinetidae.
AUGUACCCGUUUCGACCUGGGGCAAUUAAUAAUGGAAAAUGUAGUGAAUUAGGAGUUUAUUAUGUUGUUUAUCAAGUAUAUAGUGCAAUUUCUCUUGGUUUAAUUCCACCAAUACUAAUGAGUGCAUUUGGGUUUUUAGCUUAUUAUAAUAUGAAAAAACUACAUUUACGUGUGCGAGCAAUUGGUAAUAAUGGCGAUCAUAAUGGUGGAAUUCAUCGUCAUGAUCGUGAUCUAUUAUUAAUGGUAUUAACUGAAGUGGUUGUUUAUGUUUUGACAGCAACUCCAUAUCCAUUUAUUCUUCUAGAAAUUGCAGUCACAAAUUAUAUGUGUGUUGUUAAAUCUGCUGAACGUGUUGAAAUUGAAAAUUUUCUUAAUUCUAUUACAUUGACACUUUUUUAUCUUACUAAUGGUUCUCCUUUUUAUACAUAUUUUGCUGUAUCAAAAGCAUUUCGAAAAGAUUGUAAGACACUUUUUAUGAGAUGGAGAAAUCGUGUAAUUAGACCAUUAACUAUGAAUCAAAUUCCAAGAGCCAGACAACUGCAAAUAUAA